Molecule: messenger RNA, 2565 nt
Organism: Notodromas monacha
Lineage: Eukaryota; Metazoa; Arthropoda; Ostracoda; Podocopida; Cyprididae
Source: the annotation of a GenBank genome assembly
GUUGGCAAAGACAGGUUACCAUCUCAAGAGGACCAUGGAAAGAUGCCUUAUGCUGAAGCAUUUCUCUGGGAAAUUUGGAGGCAUGUCACUAUUGUACCAAUAGGAGCUCACAGGAAGGCAAAAGCUGAUCUUCAUCUUGGAGGCUACUUAAUACCUGAGGGAACUAUUAUUACAACAGCAUUGUAUGCCAUCCACCAUGACCCAAAGAACUUCCAAAAUCCAGAAAUCUUUGAUCCUGAGAGAUUUCUUGACAAUCAUGGAAAUCUUGUGAAGAAUCCCAAAAUUAUGCCAUUCCAAGCAGAUUGUCUUCCAUCAGAGAUAAAGAUGGAAAUCUCAACAGCAUUGGUGAUUUUAUUUUUGGUGUUGCUUGUGUCCACUUACUUGUCCAUGAGGAAACCUUCAACAUAUCCACCAGGACCCUUCAAAUGGCCUUUGGUUGGGACACUUCCUGCUCAACUUAUGAGAAGAACUUUUGGAAUUUGUUACUGGGAAUGGGGUUUGACGUAUGGAAAAAUUUUCAGCAUACAAGUUGGACAACUGGAAGCUGUAGUGGUGACUGAUUUUGACCUGGCUAAAGAGGCAAAUGCCAAGGAGGAACUUUCUGAAAGACCUCAAUUUUAUUUCCUGCACUUCCUCAUGAAAUUCAAAAAUGCAGGACUGAUAUUUUCAAAUGGUCAGGAUUGGAAAACCAGGAGAAGAUUCACACUGAAAAACUUGAGGGACUUCGGAUUUGGAAAAUCCUCCAUGGAGCAACUGAUCCUUGAUGAGAUGCGACAUCUAGCAGAUUCAAUCAAUGUUAGCAAAAAUCCAACGGGAGCCAUUGUAGAGCUUGAUGCAGGAUUGAAUGCUGCAGUGGGAAAUGUCAUCUGGUGGAUUGCAGCAAGCAGAAGAGUUGACAGCAAGGACACUGAGCUCAAGAACAUUCUAGCAACUAUGGAAACCAUUGCUAAAUUUGACAUUUCAAAAAUAAUUGCAUUCAUCCCAGCAAUCAAGCCAUUUGUUCCUGAUUUCAUAUUGGGGAGGAAACAAAGACUUAAGCAAAGGAACAGUGUCUAUGACUACAUGCAAGUGGAUGAUAAACUGGCAUGGUCACUGGCUGACCUGUUCCUUGCUGGAGCAGAAACAACUGCAACCACACUCAGAUGGACCAUUUUGUACCUCAUUGAGUUCCCAGAAAUCCAGGCAAAGCUCCACAAAGAGAUUGACAAUGGAACAAUUGUCAUCACAGCACUCUAUGCAAUUCAUCAUGAUCCAAAGAAUUUCAAGAAUCCAGAGAUCUUCCAUCCUGAACGGUUUCUGGAUGAAGAUGGAAAUCUCAUCAGAAACCCAAAAAUCAUGCCUUUUCAAGCAGGAAAACGACAAUGUUUGGGAGAAACUCUGGCAAGAAUGAAUGCUUUCCUGGGAUUGGUUUACUUGCUGCAAACAUUCAAAUUUGAGAAAGUGCCAGGAUUUCACUACACCUUGGAGCCAAAAUGGAGAGAAGAUCCUAUUCAUGCUCCAGAGCCAUACAAAGGACUCAUUGAUGAACACAGGCGCACUGUUGAUCCAACUGAACCCAGAGACCUCAUUGAUUGUUGCAUCAUUGAGCAGCAGAGGUUGAGAGAAAGUGGAGAGGAUGAUUCUUGCUUUGAACGCAAGUGUCAGAAAUCACUUCUGAGUUAUGACAUACUUGAAUCAGCAUUGGUUGGACAACUGGAUACUGUAGUGCUGACUGAUUUUGACCUUGCUAAAGAGGCCAAUGCCAAGGAGGAACUUUCUGAUAGACCUCAAUUUGAUUUUGUGCAUUUCCUCAUGAAAUACAAAAAUGCAGGACUGAUCUUUUCAAAUGGUCAGGAUUGGAAAACCAGGAGAAGAUUCACACUGAAAAACUUGAGGGACUUUGGAUUUGGAAAAUCCUCCAUGGAGCAACUGAUCCUUGAUGAGAUGCGACAUCUAGCAGACUCAAUCAAUGUUAGCAAAAACCCAAAGGGAGCCAUUGUAGAGCUUGAUGCAGGAUUGAAUGCAGCAGUGGGAAAUGUCAUCUGGUGGAUUACAGCAAGCAGAAGAGUUGACAGCAAGGACACUGAGCUCAAGAACAUUCUGGAAACCAUUGAAACCAUUACUAAAUUUGACAUAUCAAAAAUAAUUGCAUUCAUCCCAGCAAUCAAGCCAUUUGUUCCUGAUUUCAUACUGGGGAAGAAAGAAAGAGUUGAGCAGCGGAACAGUGUCUAUGACUACAUGCAAGUGGAUGAUAAAUUAGCAUGGUCACUGGCUGACCUGUUCAUUGCUGGAGCAGAAACAACUGCAACCACACUCAGAUGGACCAUUUUGUACCUCAUUGAGUUCCCAGAAAUCCAGGCAAAGCUCCACAAAGAGAUUGACAAUGUAGUUGGCAAAGACAGAUUGCCUUCCCAAGAAGACCAUCCCAAGCAAGUGCCAAAAUAUUUCAUUUAUCUUGGUCUGAAUGUUGAUGAACCUGGUCCUAAAAAUGCAGAUGACAAAUUGGCAUGGUCACUGGCUGACCUGUUCAUUGCUGGAGCAGAAACAACUGCAACCACACUCAGAUGGACCAUUUUCAUGGAGUAA